Molecule: messenger RNA, 5764 nt
Organism: Anarrhichthys ocellatus (wolf-eel)
Lineage: Eukaryota; Metazoa; Chordata; Actinopteri; Perciformes; Anarhichadidae
Gene: clec16a
Product: C-type lectin domain containing 16A
Exons: 24
Coding region: 593-3991 (1132 amino acids)
Biological process (GO): vacuolar transport; endosomal transport; regulation of autophagosome maturation
Cellular component (GO): Golgi apparatus; late endosome
Source: RefSeq, a predicted model, not a curated record
GUAGCAUACAAUGCUAGUGUAAAACAAAUGCGAACAUUUCUAUAAGUCAAGUUAUUUGGAGUUUUCAUGUAUAAACAGCCGUACCGGGAAAUACGAAACAUUCACAAAAACACGCUUCUGGUGAUGAUUUAACAGCAAAACGUCCCUUCUAACAUGUUACCGAACUACAUCAAAACAGUCCUGACCACACAAAGCGUCAUCGGAGGCAUGGGCAGUUGAUUGGCUCACCGCUUGUCAGGCUCUGUCGUGAUUGGUCGUUGCGGUGCCGAUCAGUUAAAUAGCUCCUCGCGAGGACGUGUCGCCUGCUUUAAUUGUCACUGCUAACACAGGAAGUGACUAGUGUAGUUUUAGAACCACUCGCUUUGUAUGCUGUAUCGAGGGUAUAUCUGUGGGAUAAAACUACACCUCCCAGAAAAACCGUUCACAACCGCUGUUACGCAAUGACCCCUCCGCGCAGCUAUCGCCGCCUAUCGCCUUCCGUUUGCUAAGUAGCUAUCCACACGGGGGAAGUGGGUGUUAUGUAUAGAUGCGGACACUAACGUUAGUAAAAUAACGCGCCUGUCAAAACGUUACACCUCUUAAAACCACCACCAUGUUUGGCCGGUCACGGAGCUGGGUUGGAGGACCGGGGAAACCGAAAAACAUCCAUUCCCUGGACCAUUUGAAGUAUAUGUACCAUGUCUUGACCAAAAACACCACAGUGACAGACCACAACCGAAACCUUCUCGUGGAGACCAUCCGCUCCAUCACAGAGAUCCUUAUCUGGGGGGACCAGAAUGACAGCUCUGUAUUUGACUUCUUCCUGGAGAAGAACAUGUUUGCCUUCUUCCUGAACAUCCUGCGUCAGAAGUCGGGCCGCUACGUGUGCGUCCAGCUCCUCCAGACUCUCAACAUUCUGUUUGAGAACAUCAGCCAUGAGACUUCCCUUUAUUACCUUUUGUCAAACAACCACGUGAACUCCAUCAUCGUCCACAAGUUUGACUUCUCGGAUGAGGAGAUCAUGGCCUACUAUAUCUCCUUCCUCAAGACACUGUCACUCAAACUCAACACCCACACCGUGCACUUCUUUUACAACGAGCACACUAAUGACUUUGCCCUGUACACCGAGGCCAUUAAGUUUUUCAACCACCCUGAAAGCAUGGUUCGCAUCGCAGUCCGGACCAUCACACUCAACGUCUACAAAGUUUCAUUGGACAAUCAGCACAUGCUGCACUACAUCCGAGAUAAGACAGCGGUGCCAUAUUUCAGCAACCUGGUCUGGUUUAUUGGCAGCCAUGUCCUCGAACUGGACAAGUGUGUGCAGACAGAUGAAGAACACAGGAACAGAGGGAAGUUAAGUGACCUGGUAGCGGAGCACCUUGACCACCUACACUAUCUGAACGACAUCCUCAUCAUCAACUGUGAAUUCCUGAACGACGUAUUGACCGACCACCUCCUCAACCGUCUGUUCCUGCCCCUCUAUGUCUACUCUCUGGUGAUCCCUGAGACGUCCGAAGAGCGAAAGAUUAACCCUCAGGUGUCCCUCUACCUGCUGUCUCAAGUGUUUCUGAUCAUCCACUAUCAGCCGCUGGUCAACUCCCUGGCCGAAGUUAUUCUCAAUGGAGACCUGUCUGUCUUCACCCCACAGACGGAUAUACACAGCACACACAAGAAUACGGCCAGUGCAGGAGGUGUGCGUCGCUUCACCAAGCCCUCGGAGUCUCUGGAGCGCUCCCUAGAACUGUCCCGCCAUCGCGGCCGCAAGAGAACUCAGAAGAGGCCAAACUACAAGAAUUUAGGGGAGGAGGAGGAUGACGAAAGGCCUGGUGGAGGAGGAGGAGGAGGAGGUGUAGGAGUAGGAGUAGAGGAGGGCUGGGACGAUGACGGCAGAGGCGGAGAAAGGGAGAAGGGAAAAGGUACAGAGGGAGGAGGUGGGAGUUCUAAGGGAAGCAGAGCGAGUGGGGAGACGGCGGAAGAGAUCGAGAUGGUGGUGAUGGAGAAGUGUAAAGUGUCGGAGCUGACGGAGCAGAACACCACUGAUGAGGAGAAGACCGCUGCAGCCACCCGCACGCACACUCAGAGGAGCAGACCGUUCUUAGACAUGGUGUACAGCGCCCUCGACUGCACCACCGAUGACUACCACGCCCUGUUUGUCCUCUGCCUGCUCUAUGCUGUCUCACACAGCAAAGGUAUAAACCGAGAUCUUCUGGAGCGUCUGCAGUUACCAGUUCCUGACCAGGAGAAGAGUUCCUACAGCCUGGUGCUGGUAGAGAGACUGAUCAGAGUAAUGAGUCAUGCAGCACAGCCAGAUGGUAAAGUGCGUCUCGCUACCCUGGAGCUGAGCUGCCUUUUGUUAAAGCAGUCUGUGCUGUCUGGAAACCACUGUAUAAUCAAAGAUGUACACCUGGCCUGCCUGGAGGGUGCUAGAGAAGAAAGUCUGCAUUUACUGCGGAGAUUCUACAAGGGUGAGGAGAUCUUUCUGGACAUGUUUGAAGAUGAGUACAGGAGCAUGACGAGUAAACCGCUAAAUGUGGAGUAUCUAAUGAUGGAUGCCUCCGUGCUGCUGCCACCCACGGGUACCCCUCUGACUGGUAUCGACUUUGUCAAGAGGCUGCCCUGUGGAGACGUGGAGAAGACACGCAGGGUACGUCCACUCAUUCACCGGAGCGCAGUCCACACUGCGAUCCGUGUGUUCUUCAUGUUGCGGUCCUUAUCGCUCCAGCUUCAGGGGGAACCUGAGAUGCAGCUGCCUCUGACCAGACCAGAAGACCUUAUCAAGACGGAUGACGUCCUAGACCUCAAUAACAGUGACCUAAUAGCCUGUAUGGUGGUCAGUAAAGAUGGCGGCCAGGCCCAGAGGUUCCUCGCUGUAGAUGUGUACCAGAUGAGCCUGGUCGAACCAGAAACCAAGCGCCUCGGAUGGGGUGUGGUCAAGUUUGCUGGCCUUCUGCAAGACAUGCAGGUGUCUGGCGUGGAGGACGACAGCCGAGCGUUGAAUAUCGUCAUCCAUAAGCCCGGCUCCAACCCCCACGCCAAGCCCCUGCCCAUCCUGCAGGCCAACUUCAUCUUCGCCGACCACAUCCGCUGCAUCAUCGCCAAGCAGAGGCUGGCCAAGGGUCGCAUCCAGGCCCGACGCAUGAAGAUGCAGAGGAUUGCAGCUCUGUUGGACCUGCCCGUGCAGCCCAGCACAACAGAGGUGUUGGGAUUCGGUCAGACGGCCAACGCUUCACCCAGCGCCCUGCCGUUCCGAUUCUACGAGCAGUCAAGGCGGUCGCCCAGCGACCCCACGGCAAAUAGAUCGGUCUUCGCCUCAGUGGAUAAAGUACCAGGUUUUGCCGUGGCUCAGUGUGUGUCGCAGCACAGUCCCUCGCCCCUCUCCUCCCCCUCGACUCCCUCCAGUGGGAGUGGGAGCACAGGAAGAUGCGACUCUGUCACUGCGAGCACUAUAUCAGCUCAGAGCCCCACAGAUGACGGUACGUUGUUGGAGCACACCCCGCCCUCCCUCUCGGGCGGAGAGGGGGAAGGAGGAGGUGGAGACGUAACGCUAGUCUGCUCUGCUCCCUCGGCACCAGUCACAGGCCUCGCCCCGAGCCUCACCCCGGCGUCCCAGCCCAACAUCUCCCUCCUCACGGACGGCGACGCGGAGGCGCUCAGCGUGGAGUCGCUCACGCUGCUGCCACCCGCAGACUCGCCGCACCUGCACCACUGUGCCAGCCACAUUCCCACAGCGCACUCCCUCCAGAGAGCAGGCACCUCCAUCGCAGAGGAGGUGGAGGGGGAGGGACAUAGGAAAGGUGAGCAAAGAGAUGAGGAGGAGCUGCCAGAGGAGGGAUCGCCCACAGACGAGGCGGUAAAAGAGGAAACAACAACAACGGAGUUGGUCACCCCCACUGACGAGGAACCCGAGGCAGAAGGUGAAGACGCUCCUCCAGAGGUGAAUAGAGACGACUCAGCGGAAACGGAGGAUCCAGAGAUGCACACUGAAACACCAGACUCCCCUGAACUGGAUUAAGCAACACACACACACAACCAUGUUCAUGCACUUCAACAUAUCUCUCACACACUUAGGAGGACAGGGAAGUGUGAUAGUUAAACUAUCCAGCGUCACUGCGGCAUGUUUUCAUGUUGCGACCUGUAGAUGGUGUGUGAUGUGAAUAGUUGGAUUUUGGAGGCAUCUCAACAUUUGUGUUUGCACAUGAAGAGAGACUCUUUUCACUCGGAGAGAGCAGAGGCGCCAUGUCACUGGGCGAAUUAAAAAACAAAACAAAAAAACAAGGCUUCAAGCACAUUUGGGUUUCUGUUCACUUGAGUGUGUCCGGUUGUGUUUUUAGUGAGCGUGUGUGUAAAGACGCGCAACCAGCAACGUUUUUUACUCAUUCUGAUCGAUUGUUCAUCAGCACAAAGAAACACACACACACACACACCACAUGCUGCUGUUUAUCCACAGACUUUUUGUCGUAUGUUACGUUCACCACUAAUGUUUUGUGGUGUUUGUCACGUCGAUGCUAACACACACACACACGCUAUACAUACAGUCCACACUGAGUCAGCUGCACUUGCCUUUUAACCGCUGUCUGUCAGACCCGUUAGCAGUAACUGCCAUUGGGAAGGUGUGUGUGUGUGUGUGUGUGUGUGUGUGUGUGUGUGUCGGGAUGUGCAUGGGCUUGAAUGAUUCAGACACCGUGGUUGUGCGUGUUUUCUACAUUUUGUUUAGCUCUUAUUGGUCCAGGUGUAGAGUAACGAUCCGUUCAUUUCACAUUUAAUAACUGGUGACAAUUAAAGAAAAAUAUUAAAGUAGUGUGCAGCAUCUUGAGCCGGGAGGAAGCAGGUCUCCUGCUGUAAACAUUCAUCAGACGUUGGCGUGGAGUGUUGUCCCCUGAUAGUAAACAUCAUCGUCUUGGGAUGAACGCAUCACAUCACGCAGUGGGUUUCCAUCGUAGUUAACGUUGAUCUCUUGAGCUCACAGUUUAUUACGGGUUGCUUGCCGUGGAUCAAAGCAUUGUUUUGUUUGUUUUCAGAUAUGCAACAGUAUUCAGCAAACCUUGACCUCGUUAGAUUUGCUUUUUGUUUUCAACUUCCUCCUCAUAUCCAUAGUGUAGUUCAGAGCCUUCAGGGAUUAGAUGGUGUGUGACUCACAAACGGAUUUGAACGAUCUGAAUGGAGCUGAAUAAGUGGUGCAGGAGUUCAUUCAUAAUGGAUAGCAGGUCACUGAGUAGUAGUAGUAGUAAAUAAUUCACAGUCAUGUGUUCUCUGCAUAAAGCACUUCAGCCUUAGUAACACAGGUGAGCUGCUGCUUUACUCAAUGAAGAGCUGAGUGUUGUUUGCUAUGUUUAGUCAUAGAGAUAAAGAAGUGGAUUUGCGUGACUAAAUGAAACGCUGACGUCCUCAUCGAGUGAUGUCGUAUAACUCUGAAAACACAACUUCUGUGUCUGCAGGUUGGCAGCACUGGGUUGAAUGUAUGUGCCGGUUUCCCCCUCAGGUACUGACCUGAGCUCAGUCUUACUCUCAUGUAUCGCUCUCAACACUCAAAUGACUGACAAAGUUCCAGCUAUUGGUGAACCAUGAAAUCCUCGUCCUCCAGGAAGGACUAGUAGGGGUCUAAUUUGCAUAAAGCACAGUGUUUGGAUUGUUUACAAACGAAAGGAAAAGCAACAUUAACUUCUUGAGAUGCUGCUCUGAGGUCAGUGUGGAGGGGCGAACCUCCUCCUUUAAUCAGCUGAAUAAAGCUUUACUACUGCAAUAAUCUGAAGAGCUAACCAAUGAGGGGAGAGAUGAAUGUAACGGA